AUGCCAUCAGACCAAGAAGACCAGCUCACGUUCCUCGACGAUACGCUUAUUUUGGUAAUCUCUUCGGUAGGGCUCCUGUGCGUAACGGCGGCAGUCUUGUGGGUUGUCCGGCAGUCGCCAGAUUGGCAGAAGGCAGACCGUCAACCCGCAGGGGAGCAGGAUGGCGACGCGGGCUUGCUCGGCGGAAGAACGAGAGUUGUCCCUGGCGGGCGUGAAGCGGCGAAGGCGGCUCGAAAAGAGGCCAAGAAGCGAGCAAAGGCAGAGUUCAGCCGAUCUUCGGCUGUGCAAAAGCGUCAAGUGAAGAGUAAGCGCUCAGCACAGCAGCAGCAGCCGCGUUCUCACGCGGAUAGGGAGCGCACAAAGGAGGAGGAGCGGAAGGAGAGGUCUGCGGAAGCUCUGCGGCGACUGAAGAGCUACAUUCUGGAUCACCAGGUGUCAUCUUUGGGAGAUCUAGAGGUUGAACUUAGUUUGCCAUCAGAGGAGAUCGUGGAUAAAAUCGAGGAGCUGGAAGCCCGCGGUGAUUUCACGGGCAUCCUGGUCGACGACGCGCGAGGUAGCAGCAGCGGUGGCUCUUUCGUUCGGGUUGGCGAGGGCGAGAUGCGCGCUCUUGCGGCCUUCAUCAACGAGCGGGGGCGACUGACGCUUGCCGAAGUUGCCGCUGAGGCGAAUAGGGUGCUGGAUCUUUCAGAAUCACGAAUAAAAGAGACCCGAAGAAGAAUUGGUCUUGGUGAGCGGCAUUUUGAUGAGGGGAGUGGCGGGGUGGGGGGCGAACACGGUGCUUUAGACGGAGAAUCCUAA
Molecule: messenger RNA, 798 nt
Organism: Ectocarpus siliculosus
Lineage: Eukaryota; Phaeophyceae; Ectocarpales; Ectocarpaceae
Source: the annotation of a GenBank genome assembly